This is a messenger RNA of Oncorhynchus tshawytscha (Chinook salmon), 930 nucleotides long. RefSeq names its product extensin-like. The record is from RefSeq and is a predicted model, not a curated record. Bases 1 to 930 code for a protein of 309 amino acids. NCBI's taxonomy places the organism in Eukaryota, Metazoa, Chordata, Actinopteri, Salmoniformes, Salmonidae. The transcript has a single exon.
AUGCCACCCCCUCUCCCAUCAACCCUGCCACAAGCCCAGCCCUCCAUCAGACAUGCCCCCUCCCAUCAAACCUGCCCCAAACCCAGCCCUCCAUCAGACCUUCCCCCCUCCCAUCAGACCUGCACCCCCUCCCAUCAAACCUGCCCCAAACCCAGCCCUCCAUCAGACCUGCCCCCCUCCCAUCAGACCAGCCCCCCUCCCAUCAAACCUGCCCCAAACCCAGCCCUCCAUCAGACCUGCCCCCCCAUCAAACCUGCCCCAAACACAGCCCCCUAUCAAACCUGCCCCAAACCCAGCCCUCCAUCACACCUGCCCCAAACCCAGCCCUCCAUCAGACCUGCCCCCCAUCAAACCUGCCCCAAACCCAGCCCUCCAUCAGACCUGCCCCCCCAUCAAACCUGCCCCAAACCCAGCCCUUCAUCACACCUGCCCCAAACCCAGCCCUCCAUCAGACCUGCCCCCCUCCCAUCACACCUGCCCCAAACCCAGCCCUCCAUCAGACCUGCCCCCCUCCUAUCAAACCUGCCCCAAACCCAGCCCUCCAUCAGACCUGCCCCCCUCCCAUCAGACCUGCCCCCCAUCAAAACUGCCCCAAACCCAGCCCUCCAUCAGACCUGCCCCCACUCCCAUCACACCUGCCCCAAACCCAGCCCUCCAUCAGACCUGCCCCCUCCCAUCAAACCUGCCCCAAACCCAGCCCUCCAUCAGACCUGCCCCCACUCUCAUCAGACCUGCCCCAAACCCAGCCCUCCAACAGACCUGCCCCUCCCAUCAGACCUGCCCCCCAUCAAACCUGCCCCAAACCCAGCCCUCCAUCAGACCUGCCCCCACUCCCAUCAGACCUGCCCCAAACACAGCCCUCCAUCAGACCUGCCUCCCAACAGACAAAAUUCACAAAUUCUACAGCACAAAGCCAGAGUCAUGCCUUAA